AGGAAAGAACGUUUAGUCAGCAUACGUCGGAGGUACUUGCUAUCAAUAGGUGGCAGGUGAACUACAGAUAGGAUUGUCAAGCGAUGGUAUGAUGACUGGAAAUCGUGAACCAACAUAGACGUUUGACUUCGAGGCUUAGAUGUGUAAAAAUGAAGUGUUCUGGAAAGAAGAAAGAUGGUUCUCAGUGCACAUAUGAAUCGGACCAAAAUUUUUACUUUUGUCCAGAAUGUGGUUCAGAUUGCCCUGAAGACCCUUCAACAGCAAAGAUAUUCAUCAAGUGUCCAGGCAAGAAGGGGCCUUGUGGCACAGAUCUUGCUUCUGAUUCUGAUGCCAGUUUUUGCACUAAAUGUGGCUGGGAGAUUGACAAGUCCCUCUUUGUGACACCCAAAACGUGCCCAGGUAAACUGAAGGGUGCCCCAUGUGGAGCUGAGGUGAUCGAAGGAAUCAACUUCUGUUCCAAAUGUGGCUUUGAAUUUGAAGAUACAGCAGAAGGCCAGGAAACUGAACAAACACGGCUUGAUACAAAUGCACCAUGCCAAGAUGCAAAUGAUAAUGCAAAGACUACAAAUGUUAAAGAGGAUGACGUGAAGAAAAAGCAUAAGAAAAAGAAAAAGAAAAAAAAGAGUAGAGGUAAAACUGGAACUCACAAAAAAGCUAACACAGAAUUUGAAAAUUUUGACAGUACAGAUGAAAGUGAUAAAGGAACUACUGAUCCUGAAAACUUGCCUAGAAUGUUGGAUUCAUCUAAUGCAUCAACCAUGAAAGAAAGUAGUCCACUUUUGAACACAGGUAUGGAAACUGGCCCAAUCCAAACUGAUCCCCUUGCAAUCCCAUUACCUGAACAUGAAAAUGAACGACCAAGAGAUCAUUUGCAAAAUAAAACCACAGCUGAUGACCAAGCUACUAAGACAAAUAACCUUUCCACCAAUCAAGAUGGUCAAGCCAUACAACAAAGAAUGGAGGGUGGCAACCUUCCUUCAGGGGCAGCAGGCAAGUCUUGUGUGGGAGACUCCCAAAGUUUUCCACCAGGUGACACCACCUCACAGAUGACACCACCUCCAAGAGAACAAACUAAUCCUGGGGUUACCACUCGUCAGAUGGCCAGAGCCAAAGAAGACAGUAAUCAUGACAAUCCAGAUGGAAACAAAAUGUCCUAUUCUGAUGCUGCUAAACAAAAAGGGAAAGCAGACCAAGGUGGUAAAGAAAACACAAGGUUAGGCCAGGGUGAACCCAAAGUGGAUGUUGUAUUCCAUGUUCUUGUAUCUGGAGAAAUGAACAAGCAACUUGACGCUGACACUGUUACUAUCAGAUUUGGAUCAGAUCCUCUUGGAGGAUGGCAAAGUGACAAAUGGAAAAUGACACAUGCAAGAACUCACCAAGAUGAUAUCAACGAGUAUACAUGUUGCAUUCCUAUGACGAAAGGUCAACGGAACGGGGGAUUUAUUUACAAAUAUGUUGUACAAGGACGUUCCAAAAAGGAUGGUUCACCUUUUGAGUAUUGGGAAACUGUACACUACCUGAAGAGACUUCACUUGGCAAAAAUGGAUCCAAAUCGUGCAUUCAAUUAUCCAACACUGAAAAAAAAAGAUCUGUCACCAUGGCAUCAGUAUGAUGGAUUUGUAUAUCCAAAAAUGUCAGAAGUUUUCUGGAAGCGCUGGUUGUCAAAAGCAAUUGGUGGCGGUUUACAAGACAGAAUACGUCAAGAUGUUGUCCAAGCAGGAGAGUUAUUUCUGCCUUCAGCUGGAGAAAUUAUAUCACAAUUGAGACAGAAGAAGCCAGGAGAGUCCAGUUUUGUUGAAACAUACUUAGAUAGGAUCAGCAUGGUGUUAUCAGGACUAUCCAUUCAAAUGGUAGACAAGGACAUGCGGCUAUUAGACAGAGGUCUACCCAUGCAGAUGUUCCAGAAUAUCAUGGAAUCCUUGAUACACCAUUUACAGAAGAUUAAAGAGACACAUGAUGUUUCACUUGUCCUGGGAAUGUUUAUUCUGUGUGCAUACAGUGAAAACAACAUUCCCAUCAGAUCUGAAGGUUUGAACAAAACCUUUUUCAGCACACUGAUGGUGAGGUCAGAUAAACAAAGUUUGGAAUCUUUGAAGACACACUUCCCAAAGAGAUUUUCUCAGAUACUUGCUGCAACCGUUCUUAAAUUGAUUGGAGAAAACAGCUCAGUGAGGAGUAUUCAGUGUCCUACAUAUGCUGUAUAUACAUAUAGCAAGUCUUUGGCAGAUUCAUCAUGGCUGUAUUUUGUUUCUUUGUUGCAUUUUCUGAGAGAAGAUUCAAAACUUGUGAGAAAAUAUUCAAUAGAACACAACAAUGAUUUGUGGUGGGGUCUAAAAGACAUUACAGAUGCCAAAAACAGACUGAAAUUGAGUGAUGAAUGGACUGUACCUGUUGAAGAGGUAUUCCGUGCUUUGUCUCCCUGCUUUGAUGCAGACUUCCUCCUCCCAAGGACACUCAUGGCUUGUGUAUCUCAAUGCAAUCUGAGAAAGGUUUUAGAUCUGCAAAUAGUUCCACCUGAGAUAUGCACAGCAACUCUUUACUUCUACAUUAAAUCUAGUGGCUGCUUUUUGGGUCAUGAUGCAAAGCAGUACCUGGCUGAUUGCUUGCUGGAAGUGUCAAAAAAAUUCAAAGAAGUAUUCGGAGGAAGGUGCAAGAAGACUUUCAUCCACAGAGAAACACUUCUGGACUGCACAGAACACAGAUAUAUGUGUAUGAAAAUAGCAGCAGACCUUCUCAAUGUUUGUUUGGACGAUACCUUUCAGUCAACCCGAUUACUGGUUGCAGCUGUUGAUGUAUUUGCAUCAAGUAUCUAUGUCUGUGAGGGUCACAAUGACGAACAGAACAGUAGCCAAAGAUCUCAGGUGGAAGAAGCGAAAAAUAGCAUGAAUAUUUUGCUUGAAGAUAUGCUGAAAAAGAUUAUUUCAUGGAUGAAAAACUACUUUUCAAGGUUGCAUACCUCACGUUUCAGCUACUAUGUUAAGCUGUGGGAUAAGCUGAUUCAAUUGCAAGUUCACUCACCAGCGCUGUCUGAGGAAUGGAAAUCGACACUCCUUGAUGCUUUUGAGAAAGUGUUAUCUGAGUUAAAGCCAGAGCACUGUCUACAACUUCAUCGGGAGCAAAUCCAUGAACCAGUUAACAGCCUUCUUCAAGAAAGGAUGACAACUGCUGCAUUCAAAUCAUUUGAUAUGCUAAUGAAGAGGGAUGACAAAUUUGCACGGGAUACCAAGAUGGACAAAGCAUUCUGUGAAAUGGUGUCAAAACAUCUCAAGAUGUACUGGCCAAAAGAAGAAAAUGAAGAAAAGUUGAUCUGUCACAUCAUUACUUGGAAGCCUCUGAUCAGUUACUUUGUUCGCUUUGCUGGUGAUCCACAGGCUUAUGAGUUAUUGGAUGAGGACUGCUCACAGCAUCUCAUGGAAGCUGCUUCUCUAUUGGACAAAAUAGCUGCAUUUUUGUCAAAGGGAGAUAUCUCAGUGUGGCUAUUGAAACUGCUUCUUUCCAAUAAGAACAAUUUCAAAGAGCUUUGGGCAGCGUCAAGGCAUGAAAAUGAAGACCACAAAAGGGUAGAAGAGAUCCUUCAAGUCCGUGAGAUAGAACUCCAAGCAUGCCAAGUUUAUCUGAGUAGAGCUCAAGUACUCCUAAAUAAAUGUGUUGACAUUAAAGGAGUGAAUACAGUUGAAUUAUCAAACAGAGUAAGAGAAAUGGAAGAAAAGAUUGAUACUGAGGUGUUGUGUGCUCUAUGCCAUCCUCUGCCAGAAGGUGAAGCUGUGCAUGGCAGCCUAGAUUCCUAUCAACCAAGGAUAUUUAUCUCAGAAAUUCCAGAGCAAAUCAUGGAAAUUGUUCCUCAGCUGGAAAAGUGGAAUGGAAGCUUGAUCUUUAGGGAAACAUGGAGAAAUGAAGGGGCAGCUAUUGCCCCUGGAACAAAGUUUGAGGAAGCUGUCUUGAAGGUGUGGCAGAAGUCCAGUCAGAGAUGGCGUAGUCUCAGCAAGAAGGUGCAGGAUGGAACAGAGACAUUCUGCAACAUACAGGAACUUGUGAGAAUAUUUCAGGGUGAUGCAGAUCAAAUCACAGCAGAGUUUCAGCUUAUGAGUGAUGGCUCUUCUGACUGGAUUUCCAGGAGAAUUGAGCAACUCCAGAGCUAUGAGACUCUGCAGGGUUGUCAGAGGGUUGCUGAAAUCAUCAUGAAUAUCAAGGAAAUAUACUCUAUUGAAGGAAACUUCGCCCCAGUUGAAGCUGUUAAACAAAUGGGAAGCAACAAAGACCAUCCGAUCAACACAAUGGAUGACUCCGUGUUAGGGACAUGUUCCAUACUCCAUGAUAUGAAUGAUCCAAAAAAGCAAAAGUGCAUCGAAGCCUUUGAGAAUAGCAUUCGCCUGGUGGAAUGGCUCAGAGUUUCCAUGAAAGAUGGCGUGAAGGAACUGAAGGUGUUUGUGGACCUGGCUUACAUCUCAGCUGGAGAGGAAGCGAUGGAGAUACACAAAGUCAACUGUUUUCACUCAGCAACCACUGGAUAUGCUCCACUGAUCUUCAACACACCACAGACUGCAGACUAUGCCACUUUCCUCAAGAACUGUGAACUUGUCUGGCAGGAGCUUAAGUCUGACGAGAAUCUUCCAGACAAACUGACUGAAUCCAAUCGACUUUUGAACUGGCUGAAGGAAGUUAAGAAGUCACAUGGAUCUGUUGAAGUAACCUCCUUGACACAGGCAGGUCAGAUAAACAACAGGGGCCUGUACAGAAUUGGAAACUUUGAUGACAUAGAGAACUGUUCACUUCUGGCCUUGAACAAUGUAAUCAGCCUGCAUGUUACACAAGACAAAGAGGAAAAUGGAUCCCGGAAAUACAGCUACAGGCAGUUGGUGGAUCUUCAGAGCAGGCUAAUGCUGGUAGCAGGACAGGCAGAAAAGGGAAAAGAUGAUGUUGACCACUUCAUCAUGGUUUUAGAUGGCAUAGUGCGUCUGGCCAAAACAUACAUCAGACUGUGUACAGAUGGAUGCGUCUUGUUCAAUUGUUGGAAGGGGAAGUUUUUUUGUGGAGAUGAGAGAAAAGCAUGCACAAUUUUGGAAUUUGGUGAAGGGGAUAAUCUUGAAACUUUGAAGGGACAUCGAGGGAAGGAAGGUGUUGAGGUCUUCAUCCAUGCUCUUGCAAAUGAGUUUGAGGACUUCCAUGAUGAAUGGAUGAACUAUGUCAGUAACAGAAGAGAUGAGUACUUGGAGCUGAACUUCUACACCAUUGACCAGCUGGUGUUCCUUCAGAGAGAACUCAUCAAACUAGGCACAGAGGAGGAACCUUCUGUUCGUGUGUAUUCAAUGUUGUCUCUGAUCAAGCCUGACUGUACAGAGUCUGAUCUCAGCCUUGCGAUGAAGAGUGCCAGAGAAGUUGUAUUUGCAAAGAAAGACAGAACUGAGACAGAGACCGAAGAAACUGAACAAGAGACGACAAAUCAAGAUAUUGACACUAAACAAGCUUUCAUUGAUGCUAUGAAAAACAGUGACUUCUCAGAAAAACUUGCUAGACAUGCCUUGGUAGAAGUGAAACCUGAAGAUAUUGAUUUGGGUAUUGUUUGGUGUAUGGAACAUCAAGAUGACUUCCCAGAUGAGGAGGAAGACGUGGAGUCUUCGGUUGAUCCAUUGUUCCUUGGCUGGCAGGUGGGAGGAGAGUCGGUGUCAUCCAUUGCAAGGUCCUGGGUCAAAAACAUCUCAGGUCAUAACAAGAAUAUAACAACUGUACAGGCUUUGACCGCCAACUUGAGGUCAGUGUGGAAGACGUUCCUGGAAGCUGUGUCGUCCAGUGUAGCAGAUUAUCUCAGUCUGGAACAUAUGGGCAUCAUCCUCAGACAGCUGGCACAAACAGACGAGCGGCCAUUUAACAGGACUAUACCACCGCCACUGAAACCAGGAAUUUCUAACUUGGUUGUCUGCCCUCAAGCUGACAUGUUGAACACUGUUCUGUACAUGUACAAACAUUCAGAAGAUGAGCCCCUUCCUCAACCAGAUGAGGUCCUUUUGUGCACUCCACAAACUACCUUUGACCAGGUUGACAUCUUCCUGCGACGAGCCUUCUUCAGCAACCCUGGCAAGUUGUAUACAAUGGCCAAUGCUGAUCUGCUGCAGUAUGAGAUAGAAGAGAGGGCAGAGAAGAAGCUAAAGGAGUAUUCAAGCAGGGACAAAGAUUUUGACUGUCAACUUGUGGUACUUUGUUCCACGGAAAAUGAAUUCAAGGCAAGAAUUGUGGCAGCUCUAGAAAGACAAAGAUGUCCACCUCCUGCACUGCAAAACUUGCAUGAAGUGAAAAAAUAUCUGCUAUUAAAAUUUUCUCAGAAAUUGGAAUGUCAGCAAGACCACAAUACCGCUUCAAAUUUGGAUUUCAGCAGUUCCACAGUGCGAGUGAUCAAGUCCAAGAGAGCUGGUGUGGGGAAGACCUUGUACAAGAAGCGCCAGGUGGAGGCACUGCAGCGUCUGAACCCUAGAGUCCCUGCUACAUCAGUGUCCAUACAUCUGUAUGAGAAAAGUGUGUGUACAAUGGCUGUGGCAGAGAAACUGCUGGAUCAUACACCGCAGCCUGGACAAGUCCUACCAAGAAUAUUCCACCUGGACAUCUCAUAUGAGGUUCAGGAAGGUGUUGACUAUCUCCUCUUCAACCUGCUGGUUCUGGGCUGUAUCAGCAACAACAUGGGACAUGUCUGGCUCAAGUCUCCCCUGGACUUGUAUCUGGUGGAGACCAUCCCCAUCACAGAUGUCAGACAGGACAGGAGAGUCAAUCAGCGUCUUAUCCACACCUUGCUGGAGGUUCUACCUGAUGUCUACUGCUGGUCUCCUCAAGACAGUUUACAGAUGCUUAACACUGGCAUAAAACCAGAAGAGUAUGGUGAUAAUGACAGGCUUUUUGAUGACUCUGAGUUUCAAGGUGAAAUUUACCAGCGACCAUUUCAAUACCUCAAGCGGUUGAACAACAAAGUCAGUCUAACUAACAUCAACCCAAGAGCACAUGAAGGAACACAUCAAGAAUGUCUGACAGUUCUUCUUCAACAUUGUGGUGUGAGGGACCCAUCGUGGUCCGAACUCCACAACUUUGUGUGGUUUCUCAACACCCAGCUGGUUGACUUUGAGAAAUCUGAUUUUUGUUCCGAUGCUGUUCUUGAGGAUUUGCCAGGUUUCCCAGUGUUUGUUCUGAAGUUCCUUAUCCAGAUGUCAAGGGACUUUGCCACUAGAUCUUUGGUAAUGAGUGAGCAGACGCCGCUGGACCAACUGAAUGUCCAAGAAACUUCAGAUCUAGCGCAGUUUCAGAUGAAGAGGAGAUGGGAAAGCAGCCCCCAUCCCUACAUUUUCUUCAACCCUGAUGGGAACAGCAUGACUUUCCUUGGCUUCAACAUCGACCGCCAGACUGGGAACAUGGUGGACCAUCAGACACAGAAGGUGCUAGAGAAAGGUCUUGUGCCAAGAAAACUGCAGGAUGCACUAAUCAGAAACAGGGUCAACAUCAAUGAGAACAUUGAACAGAUGAAGAGAAAUGAUCUAUUGGCUAAGCUGUGCAGUGUGAUGCCAGGUGUGGACUUUGUACAUGACCCUGACGACACAUAUGAGCUGACAACGGACAAUGUCAAGAAGAUUCUUGCAAUUUACAUGAGAUUUAGAUGUGGAAUCCCAGUGAUAAUCAUGGGAGAGACAGGAUGUGGGAAGACAAGACUGGUCAAGUUCAUGUGUGAUCUGCAGUGCAUGCCAGGAUCUGAUAUACAGAACAUGGUCAUUGUGAAGGUUCAUGGUGGCACAACCUCUGACGACAUCAUCAAGAAGGUCAAGCAUGCAGAACAACUGGCCAUUGAUAACAAGGCUAAGAACCCACACAUGUACACUGUGCUGUUCUUUGAUGAAGCAAACACAACAGAAGCCAUUGGACUCAUCAAGGAAAUAAUGUGUGAUGGCUGUAUGGAUGGACAGCCACUGAAACUGUCGGAAAACCUCAAGAUUGUGGCUGCCUGCAAUCCUUACAGAAAGCAUUCAGAUGAAUUUAUCCAGAGACUUGAAAGAGCAGGACUUGGCUAUCAUGUUGAGGCUGACAAGACAACAGAUAAGUUGGGCCAUGUUCCUAUGAGGAGACUUGUGUACCGGGUGCAGCCUCUGCCACAGAGCAUGCUGCCUCUUGUUUGGGACUUUGGCCAACUCAACAUACACGUGGAAGAACUCUACAUCAGACAGAUGGUCAACAGAUAUGUUCGAGAGGGUCAGAUACCUGCCCUUCAUGGUGUUGUGACAGUUGUCAGUAAGAUCCUCAUAGCCUCUCAGUCUUUCAUGAGGAGUCAGCAGGACGAGUGCAGCUUUGUGAGUCUUCGUGACGUUGAUCGAACCCUGAGUGUCAUGUCCUGGUUCUACCAGCAGUCCCAGGAGAAUGGAACACUGUUCGGAACUAUAGAUAAGCUGUUGUCUCCUCAGCAACAUUUGGAAGAUGUUGAAGAAAGUCAUCCUGUCAAUCGAGUGAAUCUACCGCCUGAUGAUGUGACCAAAGCCCUGAUCCUGGCACUAAGCGUGUGUUACCGAGCAUCGCUUACCAGUCGAGAGGAAUAUGAUCGUCAUAUCUGCCAGCAUUUUCAGAAUCCAUGUGUGAUUCCUGGUGGAUUUGACCAAAUGGUUCAAGUCAUAAACAGUUGCCAGGAUGCCUUUGUUGACAAAGUUCAGCUUGAAGAUAACAUUGCGAAGAACCAGGCCCUGAAGGAGAACCUGUUCAUGAUGGUUGUCUGUAUUGAACUGAGGAUCCCCCUUUUCCUGGUGGGAAAACCAGGCAGCUCCAAGUCCCUGGCCAAGACCAUUGUUGCAGAUGCUAUGCAGGGCACCUCAGCAAGAUCAGACCUGUUCAAACAACUGAAACAGGCCCAGAUGGUGUCAUUCCAGUGCAGUCCUCUGGCCACUGCUGAAGGUAUUGUCGGUACCUUCCGUCAGUGUGCUCGCUACCAACAGAACAAGGACCUGGACAGGUUUGUCUCCAUCGUAGUUCUGGAUGAAGUUGGUCUGGCAGAAGACUCACCAAGGAUGCCUCUCAAGACACUUCACCCACUCCUAGAAGAUGGUUGUCAGGGAGAUGAAAAACCAGAACCAUUCAAGAAGGUUGCCUUCAUUGGUAUCUCCAACUGGGCCCUGGACCCCGCCAAGAUGAACCGAGGUAUCCUGGUGCAGAGAGAAGUUCCGGAUGAUGGGGAGCUGGUGAAGAGUGCACAAGGCAUUUGUUCAAGUAGUGAGAAAGUACUCCGAAGAAUCAACCCUUUGCUGCCAGAGCUAGCUAAUGCCUACAAGACAAUAUUCAACAGAGCACAGGAAACAAAAAGAGAAUUCUUUGGACUAAGAGACUUUUACAGCCUUGUGAAGAUGGUUUAUGCCUUUGCUGAUAAACAUGAUCGAGACAUUUGCUGGCAUCAGUUGGAGCAUGCUAUUAGGAGAAACUUUGGUGGCCUUGACAACCUGGACCCUGUUGUUGUAUUCAGGGACAGCAUUUCGACAGUUCCAAAGCAGGAAGAGAAACACAAGGAUGAUCCUGACUCAACCACCAUUCAUCUGAUAGAAGCUGGUCUCUCGACCGAUGUUGCAAGCAGUGAGAGCCGUUACCUGCUGUUGCUGACUGAGAACUACGGAGCUCUGAGCAUCCUACAGCAAGAGAUUUUAGCCAGACACAAAGUCAUUGUAAUCUUUGGCUCAAGUUUUCCCAAAGACCAGGAAUAUACUCAGGUGUGUCGAAACAUCAACAGAAUCAAGGUGUGCAUGGAGACUGGCAGCACAGUGAUCCUGUUGAACCUGGAGAAUCUGUAUGAGAGUCUUUAUGAUGCACUCAACCAGUACUAUGCCAGACUUGGAGGUGAACGUUUUGUUGACCUCGGACUUGGAACACACAGAGUAAAGUGCAGAGUUCAUCAGAAAUUCAAGCUGAUUGUAGUAGCAGAGAAACAGAAGGUGUAUGAUGAGUUUCCGAUACCGCUGAUCAACCGCCUGGAGAAACACUUCCUUGAUCUUAACAACAUGAUGACACCAGAGCAGAAAAAACAGUCAGAGAAACUGAGCCAGUGGGCAGUGGACUUUGUAACUCCCAGAACAUUCACUUCUGGAAGGAGACAAAGAGAGAACCUUCCUGAAGAUGCCUUCAUGGGCUACCAUGCAGACACAGCAGCAGCCAUUGUGAUACAAGUUAUGGGCAGGGAUCGUAUUGUGGACUUGGAUGAUGAUAUUUUCAAGGAAUGUCAACAGACAUUGUUGUGGUGUGCUACUCCUGCCUCAGUAGAGAGGCUGGCGGAUCAGAAACUCCACCUUGAAGCAGACAAUAUCCACAGAACUUACUGGCAGUGCCAGCAACAUGAUGACAUCUACCAGUAUCUUAAGUCGAAAAUCUUGCAGGAGGAAUGCCUCACAUUGCAAGCACAGGUGACAACUCACUCCAAGCUACUGACAGACCAGGAGAAGGAGGACCUGAGCAUACAUCUGAGUCUGCCUCCCAACAACAUCAUCCUGCUCACACUGCAGUCCUUUGACACAGAGCAGCAGUUUGCACAGCAGAUCAAAAACUUUGUGCAGCGGAGUGUGGAGGGUCAGAAACUGCUGCUAGUUCAGUGUGGAUCUGGAGACAGGAACCAGUCUCUCAUCAGGAGUGCCCAGUACUGUGUUCUGGAUGAGCUGCAUGAUGCCAGACAGUUUGCUGUAGUCUUCAUCAUACAACUGCCUAAUAUUGCUGGAGGAUGCUUCUCUGGCUUUCAGGCUGGGAAGUGGCACUCAUUACAUCUAGAUGAACUACGACAAUCAACACAAGACAUGCCUUCAAUAAAUGAAUUACAUCAAUUCUCACCAGCAUCCAUUUUUGAGGGACUGAGUAGCAAUAUGCCACCCACGAGUGUUCAGCCAUUGGAGCAGAGAAUUCCGCCCAUGGACCUGCUAUGGGAUGAACCUCAACCAGAUGCAGAAAAUUUGAAUAUUCAGGCGGUCAACCAGGAACAUCAAGAAGUGAAGUCAAUGUCAUUGGAGCAUAAAAAUAGUCUGUACCAAGGACAAGAGGCUGAGGGAACUCAUGGAGACUUGUUAGGAUUUGAUUCAUUACAGAAUGUCAGGGAUCAGAGACUUGAAAUGUCAGAUGUAGAUCAGCUGGAAGUAGGUGAAAACCAGAGACAUGAUACAGUUGGAAUUGAAGACAUUGCACUGGAAAUAGAUGAAAGGAAACAUGCCGUUGCUCCCUACUUCCAAAAACUGCUCUUGCCCUGCAUCCAGUCUGCUGCUGCUCUCAUCAGGGAUGAAGAACUGGACACCAAACGCUCCACCAAGAGGAUAGAGAUACUCCUGAAGCUAUUGGACAACACAGAUGAUGAAGAUGCCAGAUUGUUCAUGACUGGGUUGUCGAAACUUAUCAUCAGCCUUUUGAAGGAAAAAGAAACAUUGCACAGCAGGUUUUUACCCUCCAACUGGCUUUCUAAAGGAGCAGCGAAACAAGAACAUGUCAGACAAGCAGGUACUUUCAGACGUGCUGCAAUGCAGUACCUGGAAAAUCAGAUCAUACCAAUUUUGGCGGGAGUUGUGGCAUUCCUGGACACCAAUAGAAACCUUGACUUGUGUGUAUCAGAGGUAGCUCCAUGGAAGAAAAGACUUUGGCUUGCUUUGCUUGACAAUACAAAAGUAUGUCAUUACCAGUGUAAAGACAUCAUUGCCCCAGAGAACCAACACCACCAGGGUGAGGUUGUGCCCCAUCAUUUGGGAGUCAGCAAACAGGUUUUCACUGUGCAGAUGCCAUUUUUCUGGCUUCUCUUUCAAGACAUAAGAAAUGCCAUUGCAGAGACAGAGGAUACAGGGAGAUCAAUGGAUGAAGAUUCAACUGAGAUAUUGAUCUGCGUAGAUGACAUCAUAAGCAAAACUGCUUUUGGGGAAGUGCUGUCAUCAGUUAUUGGAGAAGAGGACAAAACUUCUGUGUUCAAAGCUUAUCUCGGAGAUUUUGUACAUACAAUCUACUCUGGGAGAAUAGAUGUGUGGGAGAUAUUCUGUAGUGCCCUAGAGAAUGCAGCAAGGCAGACAGACAGAGACUUGUGCAACCUAGGUGUGAUACAGGCUAUUAUCUACAUCCACGUUAUCCACUCGGCUGCCAAAGAGAGGCUUCAGCUCUUCCUGGAGGUGGUCCAGAUCUGGCCGGAAGUUGUGACAGCUGUCACUGACUUGAAGGAGAGAGUAGGAGGAAACCCACUGCUCACAGACAACCCACUGCUCACAGACAACGAGAUGACUUUGGAUGUUCUGAGUAUUGUCCUUCUCAUGGAGCAGCUAGAACCAAAGAAGGAGGAACUAAACACUGAUGCAGGUCGAGCUGCCUGGAUGGAUUGUGUCAAAACAUAUCUGCCUGUGAUAGCGAGAAUCCUCAACACUACUAACACAGAGCUUGCACAUGGCAAUGUGUGUCUCAGGGCAAUGGAUCAAGUCAGAUGUGGAUGGAUGCGGGUAAUGGCCAUCAAACUGUUUUUGGAGAGUUUCUCAAGCAACAAGAAAGUUCAACUGGAAACACGAUGCAUGCCCCUCUGGACAAUGCUCACUGAAAAUACUGACUUCAAGAAAAUUGAAUCACUAAAAAAGAUUGAGCUGUUCCUGAGAAGUGUUAACAAAAAUGUUGUCAAAAAACUAUCUGGAAAAAUAGGUUCUUGCAGUCAUUGUGAAACAGAGUUUGAAGCACCACCAGUAGAGCUUCCCUGCAAGGACAACAUCUGCCUCCGAUGCUACAAUGAAACCCAACUUACAAGAGAUCUGAGGUGUCCUAAAUGUCAUAAUGCUUUCCCGGAAACCUUCACGCCAGGCAGUGGACCUUCACAACAGGUAGAAAUGUUCAAAGAAUACCAAGAGUAUCUGAAGUGCUGCAACAGCUUCCUCAUGUCUGUGGUGUCCAAGCUGUGUUUUGGUGGAACAGAGCCUCCAGAGAGUGCUGUCAUAGAGAGGAUCUUCAGCUACAUCACUCGCAGAUAUGGUCAGACUGGAAGGUUGCACACUAAAGAGAUGUCUGUAUUUGAAGAUAUGAUUGAUCCCACACCUGUGGUCAGAUCCUUUCUUCUAAAACUUCUGAUACACAAAAGUGAGGUGAUGGUACACAACUAUCUCCAGAACUUCUUUCAUGAUGCCAAAGCCAUAUGUCAACAAGGAAAAGAAGAGAUGUCCAUUGAGACAUUGGAGGAGAUUGUACAGUUCAGCCUUCUUGUUAUACACUGCUUUGAGGACUUAUAUCAUGAGCAUGGAUCUCAGUCAAGGACCUCAUCAGAAGAAAUGCAAGCUACAGGCCACAAACUGUUAGAUGGGCGACGAUAUAUCUUAUAUAUGGAUUUGGACUUGAGAAAGAUGUACACCAUUGCCAUGUGUAGAUAUGGUCUUUCAGUAACAGCCAAAUACCUGCACGCUGUGUUUAUUGCUGGGACCGAGAAAAUGUCAACUGACUAUUUCAGAGAACUCUUGAAUCACACUGAAGGCAUCGUAACAGUUAAAAAUGCUGAAUGGCCAAAGAAGUUCUUGGUGAAGCAGAUAUGUCGGGAGUUUGGGACUGACAGCUACCAUGCUAUCUGUGAAACUGGCAAGGUGCCAUGGCUGGCACUGGAUGUUACAAAUCAGGUCAAUGAGUGCCCAGAUCGAUAUGUUGUCUGCUUUGAGUACCAGGAAGUAAGAGAAACUUUGGCUAAGACUCUCCUGGGUGAAGACAUCAAGCACCUGAAACCAUUGGUCAAGAAAAAUGAGAUGCUGUUUCUCCUAGCUGUACACAGAGAAGUGACCAUGUCCAAUAUCAAACCACAAACUGAAAGGGAUCGACAGAUCUUGAAAACAUCUCUUCUAAUGGUCACACAAUUUGUUGAGAAAACAAAGAAAGUUAAGCAAAAAGAGCUUGCCCAGAGUCUGCUGCAGAAUGAGUUCGGUAGGCCUGGCUCUCCCCUGAACAUCACAGAAGGACAGAGUGUCCGAGACCAGAGUCUGGCGUGUCUGCUGCUGCACACAUACCUCGUCCUAACACACUUCAACAACAUGCCAGGCUUCCUUAAACCUCUCGCUGACCUCAUACUGCAUCCAGAGGACAUGAGGGACAUGCUACUCCCAACAAUGCCUCAGGAUGAUGUAGAUUCCAUUAGGCAGUCAAUGCUGAAUUCCAUGAAAGCGAAAGGAGAUGCCAGUGAAGUCGUCUUUUUUUAUUGUCCUGAUGGCCAUCCAUACGCCAUCACUGAGUGUGGUCGACCUUAUACAGAAGGCAAAUGCAACCAAUGUGGUAAGAAGAUUGGAGGAAGACGACAUGAGGCGUUUGAAGGAAAUAAGCGCCAUGCAGGAGAGGACCAGACUCGGCCAGGUCAUGUCUUAGGUAGAGCUGCUGACAGAACCAAUACCUAUGCUGGUGAACGACAACUUGAGGGAGCUGCUUGUGCAGUCCUGCGUUUCUUCACUCAUGCUGCAUUACUGUUGGGAACAAGGACUGACCCACAGGCUGUUGCAAAUCUUACUACACCACAACUACAGCCAGAUUGUGGUCAGUUUUUCUGGGAGCACCUCCAGAAGGACCUUCAGAUCAUCCACAUGGCCACAGGAAAGAGUGUGGAUGAUGUCUUCCUCCUCCUACACUUCAUCUGUCAUCAAAUGACACAGUUGGUAACACACACAACCACAGAGCCACAAGCAUUAAGCAGCAAGAGAGCUAGGGAGGUUUGGGAGGAACAGUUUGCAAAGGUUUUCAUUCUCCCACUUUUACAGAAUCUUGACAACUGUCUCAUACCAUGCAAUGAGAGGAUUUUGAAGGACAAGAGAAUAGGUCAGGACAAGUUGAUGUCUCUCCUUUAUGAGGUAGACAAAUCCAUUCCACAAGACGUUGACUGUCUCCACGAGUUCCCAGCUGUCUGGAGGUACCGGUCACGAAUCACCCUGGAACAUUUCCUGCGAGAGUUCCAUCUAAAAGUAGAGAACAACAAGGGCAAGAAAUCCAAGAUGGAGGUUCUCAGCCUUUUCAGUCAAGAGCAUCCAUACUUGCAGGCAUUACGUCACAUCCCAAAUAUCCUUCAACUUCAAAAAUUCCUGAUGGCCAAGUAUAGACGCCGUUUGGAUCGAAUUAAAGCCCAGAAAAUCACAAUAGCUGAAAUAGCAACAGAUGGAAACAAUUCAGUUGAUGUCCUGAAGAUUCUUCCAGAUUUCAUUGCUGCUUGGGAUUGUGUGAAGGAAGGAUUGCACAGUCAUGGAUGUUGGACAGUCCAUGAUGGUCUAAUACACCUGCCUGAUGCCUACAAGAACAUGAGGAUAGAGGAGAACUCCCCUCUAGCUGUCCUUCUGCCGUCCACUCAGGGACCCGGUAUCUGCUCCUACAUGAUGCUGGAGUUCCUUUUCAGGAAGCACAAUGAAUUCAUGGAAAAAUACUGUGAAAAGAUCAACUCCAGCUAUGAGCGCCUGCCUGAGGUCAGCAUGAGGAAACUUCACAGUAACCACCUGGUCAGCUACCACCCUGACCGUGACCUGCUGCCCCUUGUCCUGGCCAACUGUAACUACUCCUUUGAGCUGGGGAAAGGCACCACCAUUGAGUAUGACUUUGAAGGAUUUGAGUAUCAGCUCAAAGAAGUCAUUCUUCAAGCCAAGUCAAGAGUGGAGAAGACGUCACAUGUCAUACCUAUUGACACAAUGGUGUACAGAGCUGACACAACCAAUGCUAUUGUGUUCAAGACACUGAGAGAAAAAAUACCACAGGAGUCGCUCUCUCCAGCAGUGAAGCUACAAAUUGGUUCCGCACUGAAAUCUAGCCUGCCAGACAUCUGUGACUCUAUCAACAACCUGGACAUCACCACCAGCUUCCUCAAGUCUCUGGGAGGAGAUCCAGACAAGUCACUGCAAACUUUCAUGACAGAUGUGCUCAAGAUGAAACAGACAAUAACUAGUCAGAAGGCCAGGCAGUUCUGUAGAUUUAAGCAUGUACAAUCGUUGUGGUUGCUGCUAAGUUUCGAGAAGUCACUUGUUCUAGCCCAAAAUGCAGAGGAUGCGUUUGAUUACUUAGACAGUGAACUAAAGACAGACCUUCCUGAAGAAGCUAGGGCUGAACUGAAGCGUUUUUGUCAGAAAAAGAGCCCAGAAAAGAUGGAAUGCCUGUUGCAGACAAUGUUUGACUGCCUUUUGCUCAGGGUAGCUCAACCAAUCGACCCAUAUGAUGAAGAUGCCGUCGACCCGAAAACCAUGAGCCUGCAAGGCAUCCUGAUAGGUGACCGAGAUGUUCCGCUGUACUGUAAGGAACCUGAUGAGACACUGACCGAGGAAGACAUCCUCACAUUCCCAGCAGACAUCUUGGGGAAGCACAUUCCCGAUACCUGGCUGUCUGUCCUCCGGGAACUCACACAACGCAGAAAGGAGUUUCAAUAGUGCCUCAACUUCUGUCAAUAGUGGAUUGUCAUACUUAUGUUGUGUAAAUGUUGAAUCUAAUAGAAAUUAUGAAUUGUGGCAGUCCUCUGGUAACUCACACAACGCAGAAAGGAGUUUCAAUAGUGCCUCAACUUCUGUCAAUAGUGGAUUGUCAUACUUAUGUUGUGUAAAUGUUGAAUCUAACAGAACUUAUGAAUUGUGGCAGUCCUCUGGUAACUCACACAAUGCAGAAAGGAGUUUCAAUAGUGCCUCAACUUCGGUCAAUAGUCGUUUGUCAUACUUAUGUUGUGUAAAUGUACAAUCUAACAGAAUUAAUGAAGGUGGCAGUCCUCUUGGAACUCAUUCAACGCAGAAGGAGCUUCAACUCAACGUCAGCCAAUAGUUGAUUAUCAUACUUGCUUAUGUUGAAUCUUACAGAAUUAAUUUAGGUAAUCUACAGACAGCUAUAUCCAUAACAUAAUGGACUAAAAAUACUUGUUGGCCACUUCCUGUGGUUCAUAAUAGGUCUGCUUUUUUCAGUUUCUUCAUGGUUGUUAUUUUUUAGGUUGUAGCUUUUCCUUCUUGAUGAUUUGUAAAUAUUGUUGAUGGGUUAUAGUCAAAUUUUGUAGAUUAUAUUUAACAUUAACGUCCCUUGAGAUUUCCUAAGAUUGAAAAAAAUAAGCAUCAAAUCUGUAUGUAUGAUUUGGUUAUUUUUAUGUAGUUUCCUUGUAUUAUUAUUCACACACAUGUAGUUUGUACUUACUGAAAUAGCAAGGAAGUAUGUUAAGAACAAAAAGGAUUUAGAGAAACAUGUUCCUCUUUAUUUCCAUUGAGUGUUUUGUUUGUAUUUUUCUCACUUGAUACCGCCGUGAUAUUGCUGGAAUAUUGCUAAAAGUGGCGUAAAACCAAACUCACUCACUCUCAUUUGAUACUUCCUCCAGUUUCCUUUGAUUGUUUCUUGCUUGAGAUGGAGUUAUAUAUAACCCUUGUAUAAUAGUCUAAAGAUGAGGAGGAUCACUUUAAAAUAAUUUUGUUAGUAAAAUGCAUAAUAUACAUGUAUUUCUAAUUCACGAUAAUACUGUCUUUGUUAUAGAUAAUGGUUUGUUUAUGUUUAUGAUGUAUGCUCUCUCUCCUCAAAACAGUUUGCUAUAUCCGUCAGUUCGGUACAAGCGUGUUUGUUAUAUACGUAGUUUACUGUGUAUAUAUAUAUGUGUGUACUCCUUGAAAAAGGUACUGUUUUGUUGUAGUGACAAAAUUAUCAUUAAAUGUGGACAGUGGAAAUAAUCACAUUCUUUAAUAUGUCCACUACAAUAUAUGACAUAUUACCCAAGAAUUCACACACACAAUGAUGGGAUAUGAAGAAAAAAACAUGUUGUUUUAAUUAUUUUCCUAUGGUGUAGCAGUGUUUUGAAUGUGUCUUACAUAUGACAGGAUAUUCCAUUCGUAAAGUGAAUGCAAAUUUAAACUGGUAAAGGACUGAAUUGAUAAUGAAUGUCAUGAUUAGUAUCAGAUAUACAGCUGUACAUAUCGUGUACAAAAUUGUCCCAUAAAAGCAUCUAUAAUCACGACUAAGUACCAGUAACUUGCUUGCAUUCCUAUCACACAAUUAUUAGACUGAGACUUGCCUCAUUCAUUUCUGGUUUGUACAUAGUCACACAAUGAUAUAUUUCUUAUCAAGAUCAAAUUCAAAUUUAUUAUCAUGCAAUCUUGCACUGGAUCUAUUUACAGUUUAUGAAGACUGCAGAGCAACUGUAAUGACUUGUAUUUACCUAGCAAUGGUUAGUUAUGUUUUUUUCUUGAUGUGAAUAACACAUUUCAGGCAUAAUAACCUCAUCCAAUGUUUCUUUAUUUUUAUCAGGACUUGACUAUAUCCUUUGUCAUGUUUCAUGUAAUUUAAAUUCUUACAUCUAUCCAUGUUGUUAUCAAUAGGCCUUGCUUUGUUAUUAGACAUUUAUCUAUACAAGCAUCACAUGCUUAUGCAUGCCAUGCAAACUAAAUUGACAAAAAACAUUCAAGAAUAGCAUGUAUUUUUAACAACUCCAUUGAUAGAUAUGCACUUCUACUUCAUGUAAUGUCCUAUCAAUUGCAUGUAUUAGUGUGCUUCAGUCACAUGUAUUUAUUCAUAAUAAGGCUUGAUAACAUGAUAAUAGACAUUUUGUAAAACUUCCAGAAUAAUUAUUUAAAAAUCAUGCUUCUUAAAUGUAAGAUUGUAAGAAUUCAUACCUACUUUCAAUUAAAUGUCAUCGUAAAUGAUGGAAUGAUAAUGGAAUUAUUAUGAUUGUAAAAAACCUAUAGAAUAGUUGACAUGGUCCGAUAUGAAAUGAUCACUUGAACAUCCUUUUCAGUUUCAUUUUCUUUUUGUAGCUUAGGCAUGUAUGUUUCUCCAUAUGUAGACAUCAUAUUUUGUUCAAUUCUUGGUAUUUUAGUAUUACGUAUUUGUAUCUAUGCAGAAAAUAUUUGAAUAUCAAUGGUGGCAGCAACCUUUGUUCAGUGGCUGUCUUUUUUUUUUAAACUACAUAUCCAUGUAAGCUCAAUGGCAUCACACUAUUUCUGAUGAUCAUCAUUAUCUGGGUAGUGGCAUUUUAGAUGCAGAUAAAUGCAGAGUAUGAAAGGAUGAUAAUUGCUGUUGAUCUUGAAUAUCACUUCAUAUCAAUGUAUCAGCUGACAUUUGCUGUAGUGAGGUUUUACUGUUUACCUGACUUUGUUGUUAAAAGGAAGGGGGAGUGGGAUAGUCUUGUGGUUAUACAUUGGCUCAUCAUGCCCAUGCGCCAGGCUUAAUUCCAUGGGCAAAUGUUUGAAGUGUCCCUUGCUUUGAUAUUGCUGAAAUGUUGCCAAGGAACCCUCCCCAAGCACUCUUUGUAAAUAUUUCUUCAUAACUCAAUGUUUUCUUUUUGGUUAUAUUAUAUCUUUUGUAUGUUAUCAAUACUUGUUGCUAAAAGACAUCACAUCUGCUUUUGUAUAUAAUUAAUUAUACAUGGACCAGUUCUUCUGUGAAAUACUUGUAACUCUUAAUGACUAUUGUGUAUAUAGUAGUAUUUCAAGCAGAUCUUUGUACAUAAGUAUAGAUGACCAAGACUAUUUCCAUAGAAUAGAUCAUUCAUCCUGACUAAACAUGCUGUGACUAGGGAUUAACGUUAUCUAUCUGGCAAAACUAUGACUUUUGGUUUGUUUACAGAUCAUAAUGUUCAUACCCCAUCAACAAUCCUACAAAUAUUAGAUUUAUCACACAUUCAUGUAAAAGAGUUUGAAAAGAGUUUUUGACAAUAAUGCACUGGUUUAGUUUGCCUCCUGUGUGAAUUAACAUAGAAUAAUUUGUGUUAAAUAAAUCUCCUGUAAAUAUGAAGAUCUGCAUUUGUUCAAUGUAGCAUCUCCUGUAUAUGAUUAUGCAGUAGUGAACAGUACAACUAAAAGUAGAAAUAGUGUUAAUUUACAUUGUUCAGGUUGAGCAUAAAUGAGAAUAGCCAGACCAAAUACAAUAUCUUAAGCACUUAUAAUAUUAAUUUGACCAAACUUUAUACUUACAUGUAUGCCUAGCUUGUUAAUAGUUAUAGGCUGUGUUUGUGUAUUUAAGCAUUGCUUUACUUGUGUUUUGUGUAACAAUAAAAGUGAUUACUUGUGUUUGAUCAUGUCAUCCCUAAAAGAUGAAUGAGACUUUGAUUAUUGACUUAAUUUUUGAUGUAUAUCAGUCAGAAUAAUAAAGGUCUAGUUUCACAUGUUAUCUAUUAUAAAAUGAUGUACAUAGAACACUUAGAGAACAUUUGAAAUGAUAUAUUCAUUUAAAGAACAUGUUUACAAUUUACACACUUUACAAUUUGAUCAUGCAGAUGACUAUGGUUGUACCUGUCAUGGCAUACAUCACUGGAUAAACAUUUUAAUACUGACUAAUUCAUGUACAUAUCAUAGAUUCUUAUACUCUGUAUUGUGUUUUAUAUAUGGAAAUAUUCAAGAUGUUUAGUUAAUUCAUCAUUUCCUGGUUGAUCAGUUAGAAUCCUGUUUCUGCUUGAUUGUAGACAUUGUCAAGUUAGCUCUUUGUUCAUGCAUAUAGAUUUCCAGGAGUUUAUAAUGAAAAGAUAACACAAACAUAUUUUUAUAUCAUUAGGAUGUUAGGGUUUCUCUCUAAACAUGUCUCAAUAUAUAGGAAUGCAUGCAAGUGACUUCAGAAAGAUAUUCCACAUGUCCGAGCAUGAAAUAUAUACAUUGAUUGUUUUCAUGAAAAAAUUAGGGUUCAUAAAAUGAUGAAAGUUUUUUGGGUUUUUUUGUGACAUGAUACUGAAGUUGAAAUGAUGCUAGGACCAAUAACAUGAUAUUUACAAUCACAUUUGAAAUAAAAAAAAGAGAUGUAUCAGAGCUAUAUUACUUACUUAUAUUGGAGAUUUUACGUGCGCUUUCUGACUGCAAGCGUAUGUCGCACACGGGCCCGCCAGGCCAUUUCAUGUGUUUCCGAAAGGGGGAAAAGGAAGUGGUGGGUUUAAGGGUUGCUUAUAUUGUAAUUUUGAGAUUUGGAAUGAAUGCCAAGAGGGGGUAGGGGGCGAACUAAGGGAGCUGUGUGUGGUGGGUGGUUUGUUACCGAUAGUUUAUGUGAUUUUGGUUUUAUUAGUUUAUUUGGGGUUUAAAUACGACUAAUUAGUCCUGUUUUAAUUAAGUAUAUGCCUUAGGCUUUGAAUUUUUCUAAUUUAUUUUGUGGAUUUAGGAUUGAUUCUAGAGUAAAUGCAGUUUUAAGAUUUAGGGUGGUUUGUAGUGUGGUUCGGUGUGUUUGGUAGUGUGUGCAGUGAAUGAGUACCUGUUUUGGUGUUUCUUGUUGUUUGCAGUGUGGGCAGGUUCCUGUUGCGUGUAGUUUAGCUAUUUUAAGGUGGUUAUUUAGUUUGGUGUGGCCUGUUUGUAGUUUAGUGAUUAUUCUAUCGAAUUUUUUGGAUGGGUGUAGUAUUUUUGGUUUAGUUAGGUUUUUUUUAAGAACUUUUCUGAUUUGGCUACCGGGGUAUUUGAGUUUAGGUAUAUAUUUUGCCAAUUUUUUGGUGAUUUUUUGUUUAGUGACACUUUUAAUUUCUGAUUUUGAGAUAGGUAGGUUUAAGCUUAUUUCUGGGAAUUUAAGGGAUAAUUUGGCUGCUUUAUCGGUGUUUUCAUUGCCAAAGAUUCCUACGUGGGCGGGGAUCCAAAUGAAUUCUAUUUGUUUGCCUGCCAUAGUUAAGUUGUUUGAGCUUUUGAGUAUUUGGUUUAUUGGUUUGGGGUGUUUUUUGUGUUUUUAUUUUUGAGGGCUUGCAUUCCACUGAGGGAGUCGGUUAGAAUAAGGAUUUUUUUGGAUUUUUUUUAGAUUGCUGAUUGUGUAGGGCUGAGGCCAUGCCCAUUAGUUCGGCUGUGAAUAUGGAUUGGUUGUUUGGGAGUGAGUCGGUAGGAUUGGGUGAUUUUAGUUGGUUGUGCUAAUCCAAUCACACACCAAAUAGCACCGCUUAUUAGCGCUGAGUAAAGUACUUCCGAAAAAAAACAAUACAUGCGCGCUGGCUCAUGUUGGCCUUUGACGCAGUCGCAAAGAACAAAGGGUGGCGUCUGUCUGGACUUGCAUAUGUCUAAGUUGGUAUUUUUGCUAUCCAAAAUGUCUUAUUGUUGAUAUAAAUGCAAUGUUUAAAAAUGCAUUUUUCGCAUUUUAUUUUAUGCUCGCAUCAAUUUCAAGAUUUACAGUACUUACUUUGUAUUAAAUGAAGGUAAGUUUUAGGCUCACUGUGAGAAUGUAUUCUAUUAAUUCAUAUCUUUUCAAGUCUAUUUAUGUUGUAUUUGUGAAAUAUUAUCCAUCACAGUUUAGUCUUUACAUUGAGUUUACUUUCACAAAUGUGAAUAUGUAGUUACUUGACAUUAUAUGGUAUUUUUUCUUCACAAAUAGCUUAUUA
Messenger RNA from Haliotis rufescens (red abalone), 22210 nucleotides. RefSeq names its product E3 ubiquitin-protein ligase rnf213-alpha-like. The transcript is spliced from 93 exons. The record is from RefSeq and is a predicted model, not a curated record. The coding region runs from base 150 to 16352 and encodes 5400 amino acids. Gene Ontology annotation, molecular function: ubiquitin-protein transferase activity; ATP hydrolysis activity. Lineage: Eukaryota; Metazoa; Mollusca; Gastropoda; Lepetellida; Haliotidae.